Molecule: messenger RNA, 4700 nt
Organism: Asterias rubens (European starfish)
Lineage: Eukaryota; Metazoa; Echinodermata; Asteroidea; Forcipulatida; Asteriidae
Product: EF-hand calcium-binding domain-containing protein 6-like
Exons: 20
Coding region: 1013-4021 (1002 amino acids)
Molecular function (GO): calcium ion binding
Source: RefSeq, a predicted model, not a curated record
UCAAUUAUGAUGAAAGGCUGUUAAACCUAAAAAAUGUACCUUUCUGUGUUAAUUUUGUAUCUGGGGUUAAGGGUUAUUAUUUGGUUUUUGCCUGUACAUCACCGAUGUGAGAUCUAGUGGUAAGACAUCUUUACAACCUGGCAAAGGAUGCGGGUUCGAAUCGCACCCUGAGUUAUAUGCAUCUUGUUUUCUUCACAGAACGUUGGGUAAUAACUCGGUGCAUACACAGUGCACACAAACCAAAUAAUAAUGUACUUUUCCAAAGGACCAACUAUGUGCCUUUAAAAUUGAAUGCUAGUAGAUUAUUGUUUUCAGUGUAGAUUUUUGCAGAAGGAAUUCCACGCGUGUCCCACAACAAAACAGUGCACUUCUUCACCGUUAUAUACGAGUAGAGCUAAUCUGAUUAUAGUGCAUUAAAAAUCAAUUAAAUGGAAGCACAAAAGGACAGGUUUGCCGCACGGCAGAUCACUUUUGUGUUUUCACCCUCUAAACCCGUAUCUAGGCAAUGACUGGAAUGAUCCACUAUUUACACGGGGUAGGCUUGCACUUCAGAAUGGAGUGGUGAUUGUUUUUACCAGAUCUAUGCAUUGUUUUGAGUGACUGUAAUUAAUUUGAAAAGGUGUAACAAAUAUUUCUUCUAAAUCUUUUGAGGGAGGUACUUAAACACUUUAAUUUGGUUUGAUUUAAUCGGAUGUGUUCUGGUUUACUUUUUAGCACCCCUGCAAGAAAAUAGAAAAGUCAUGUACACCUGUCUUUGCACUUCCAACUCGUGUGUAUGUACUUGUGUACGGCUGAUAGAGUUGAUAAUACUGUUAUAAAUUUAAUGACAUUAAACGUCUUGAAUUAAUUAAUUAAACACCAAAUCUCAACUUGGAUCUUUUACCAAAGGAACAUUGAGCUUUUGAGACUACCAUUGUAGACAUAGCAAGCACUUCGUCAUGUUUGGGGUUUUCUCAACGUAAAGAAACACUUUUUUUACAGCAAGUUUUUGGGUGGAAAUUGUACCGCCAUCAUGGCGACCGGUGUAGUGCAAAAUCGCCGACCAACAACUUCAGGUGGAAGACUGUCGAAUUUACCCGUCAUAGAACACCCUAGAUCUCGUCUGGGCGAUAGAAACAGCCUGAAUAUACGAGGAACAAACCGAGGGGAUCUCAUUUCCCCUCUGGGUCGAUGUUCACCUCCGUCCGGCGACGAACUCAAGGCGGGUUUCGAGGGAGCAGCCAACGGGGUGAAAUCGAAUUUACCCCCUUUGAAGAAAGGCGAGAGUGAGCCGGUGUACGCUCGGGAGACGGAGAAUAGAUAUCUUGGGGCGUCUCUGGAUGGUGCUCGUAGAAGAGGCACAGGAACACGAAAACACAAUAGAAUGUUAACAUGGCCCCCAGUUCAUGAGCAGCGAGCAGGUGACCGAAGAGCACAGACUGCCAAAGUGCAAGGGGUCGCAGGCACACCAAGAAGAAAAUACAUCCCGGAAGAGCUUUAUGAAAUGAUCCGAGAGCGGUUGACCACAGGUUUCCACGGUCUCCAGCAACUCUUCCGCGCUAAUGACCCCCAGGGUAACGGCACCGUGUCAAGGGUCGCCUUAUCCCGCAUCCUCUACCACCUAGUUGGGUACCUCACCAGAGAUGAAGUCCAAAACUUUCUGACAAGAGUUGGACUUCAGGAAUCAGAGACGGUCUCCUUUGAUAGUUUCAUAUCCUGCUUUCGUGACAACGAGACGGUAAAGCGUGAGUGGUUAAGCCCUGUUGCCAGGAAGGAAUUCUCUGCAGAGCGUAAGAGGCUACCUCUAGAGGAGCAUCUACGCUCCAAGAGACUAGCCCCGGAUAUGGUGACUGCUACAUACGCAAAUGCAGUGCUGAAAGAGAAAUGCAGACAUAGUGAUUUUGACCUCCAGAAGCAUCUAGCUCCGUCUUGCUUCGAUACAGGUGCAGUUAUCUUACCUCCACAGCUUGAAGAAUGUCUUGCAAGUAUUGGAGUCCGACUAGACGACUAUGAAAUGCAAAAGUUUUGGGAAAGAUAUGAUUUAGAGAAUACUGGAGCCAUCAACAGUAGUUGGUUCCUUCUUCAGAUUGGUCUGGACAAUAGAGGGAGGUAUUUAGGACGAGCGAGAACCGCACCACCAAGAGUCAGAAAUCAACCCAAGACACCCUGGGUGCCCCAGAUUCGUGAAGAAGGCCAAGAACCUUUUGAUGAAACGGAGAACGUAGAAAUACCAUCAGCGGAACCUUCACUAGCUACAGAUUUACCGAGAGCACCGUCUGUAGAUGUAAUUUCUUUUCUACUGAGGAAGAUGGAGCAAAACUAUCACAGUUUCCUGAUGGGGUUUGAGCAUUUUGACUGUUCCAACGACGCCACCAUCUCUCGGGCCCAAUUCCGCAAUGUCCUGCUGGAAUAUGACUUACCCAUGGUGCCGACAGAGAUGGAACAACUACUAGAAAGAGUUGGCCUUCGUCGUAAAGACGGUCGAGUAAACUACAAGGAUUUUCUAAAUAGGUUUAUGUCACGAAUGGACAGCGGUAUUGCGCACCGAGUCAUCAUGGAUAACUCACACAGAUUCAACACCAGAGCCCAAACACCUGCUGGAAAUCUAACAGCCCAAGAUGCUGAAGCCAAAUUAGUAGAAAUGUUUCACAAGGACUUUCUCAAGCUUCUUGCUACGCUCAAGAGUCAAGACCAGUACAAUCUAAAGUUGAUCACCCAGAAGCAGUUUAGAGACAGUAUCGAUCGAGUCUUUAAUAUCUGCAUGACGGAUCUCCAACUGGAUCAGAUACUCAUGGACAUGGGGGUAGCCCUUGAUGACCUGGUGCCGUAUCCUGAAUUCCUCGCAGUCUUCAAUCGGAAAAGACAACCUCUUGUAUUACGCUCACCUACCCCUCGACCCCAAUCCCAACUGGGUACUGGGUACGUUACGCCCAGGAUACCCACACCAGAGGAGUACAUAGUUCCCCCUAACCUUGCUGGGUCCAUGGAGUUUGGGGGUAAGAAGCCUGAAGCGGAGGAUGGAGCAGCCGUCUUGGGACAUACUAGGAGGAAAGGAAUGGAUACAAGAUAUAGACCCGUCAAGGAGAUGGAAGACGCCAUCGAGGAAAUACUGAGGAGGAGAGGUUAUGAGGCUCAGGAGGCAUAUCAUAAGAUUGAUCGCAAGGCAACGGGAAGACUGUCUAAGACACAACUGCAUCAGUGGCUACAACAGCUUGGUUUUCUCCUCCACCCCACGGAGCUACAGACUCUCUGGAGUGCCUUGAACAUCGCUAAGGACGGUCUCGUCCACUAUGCAGAGCUCUUUGAUUACUUUAUCAAUCGGACCAGGCAAAGAGGGGCUGCUCAACCAGCCAGGACCAACGCACCUCAGCAGCAACGAAAGGAGAGGGCUGUGUUGAGGGAGACACAGUCCCAGCAUCCUAGCUCUAAGAGACAGUCUGGUGAGGAUGCCUCCAGAGAUAUGUUUGGAACGCCAGCUGAGGACAUUAUCAGCAGGAUUAGACCACAGGUUCUACAAAAUUGGGAUGAACUGAAGAGAUGUCUACGAGUUAUGGACCCAUACGGAGUCGCCAUGGUCCCAAUUCCACAAUUCCAAGAUCUUCUUCAUCAUGUUAACAUCAAUCUAUCCUCUGACCAACUGACACGACUCUGCUCUCGAUUUGACUUCAGUCAGAACGGACAGUUUCACUAUCUACAAUUUCUUCAACUGUUUGUCGAGUCCGGAAGUAGGAAGUCAAGCAAGUCUGGGAUCCGGGUGUCGGACCCAAAAGGUAAAGGAAGUGACGAGAUUACUGUGUCAUCUGCCUUGAUAAAGAUCAGAAAACAGCUUUUACAAGAUUGGAAGAGUCUAAGAAGAGUCUUCAAGAAAGCCGACCUCAAUCAAGAUGGUUCUCUGAGCGUGCCCGAGUUCCGUCGCAUCCUAGCUGAAAGUAAACUCCGCUUUGAUGAGGAAGAUUUCUAUCACAUCGUCUCGGAGCUUGAUAAGAAUCUUGACGGGAAGAUCUCGUAUGAUGAAUUCAUAUCAAGUAUGAUGUCAGUUUGAAGCAUCUUAGGAUUGGCGUAGUCUUAUAAAUCUUUCCUCGCCUUCCUAGGUAGAUGCUGAGAAAAGUUUUCCAUAUGUCAUCACAACAAAGGAUGUCAUCCCUCAUACCAAGAGUGCUGUUCUUGAAUGUAUUGUUGUAAGGCCGUGACAGAAUUGGUGGCUACAGCUACGGCUAGAUUUCCACGUCGUCAUGCGUUUAAGUAUGGCCCAUCCUUAGCAACACUUAGCCACAGCCAUCGUGUAGUUGUGUCCACCGAUUUGGACAAGUAUACAAAUAUUGACUGUUCGAGUACUAUAGUUAAAACUACGACUCCCGAGGUGAUCUCCAAAAGACUAUUUAUCAUCUUCGUACACGUAAUGUUCGUAUGCGCGUUUCAGAUACACAGAUGCACAGCCGAUUGGGUUCGAGUUGGAUAAAAAGACAUCUGGGUACUGCACACCGUGUGAUAGUCGUCAGACUAUCACGCGGCAAACGAUGCACUCUGACCUCCCCGCCGUCUAGUAAAACUUAGACAUAUCAUGUGAUGUGCUCUAAACCAAUGAAAAGGCAGAAUAUUUGUACGGGGUGUUAUAAAAGCCAAUUUAUUCUUUUUCAAAGAUGUCAUCAUCUGGCCGAGUGGUUGGGUUGGCGUAGUGGUAUCUUUCCUCGCCUUCCACCUCUAGUACCCUGGUUAGAAUC